CCAGAAUGGCGGACUACUUUGAAGAUUAUUCUGUCUACAGUAACCUUAGUGAUGAAGAGCUGCUGCAGCUCGCCAUCACACGCAGUCUGACGGACAGCCCACCUUUAAACCACAGCUCCCACAAUCCACCUUUAAACCACAGCUCCCACAAUCCACCUUUAAACCACAGCUCCCACAAUCCACCUGCAAACCACAGCUCCCACAAUCCUCCAAGUGAAGAGCCUCCUGACCCGAAGACGUUUGAUGGGACCGUCAGUCGCUUCAUGACGGGAGCUGGGAAGAGCAUGGUGGCGUAUCGCCGACCUGAUGGUAGUCUGGUCCACAUCGCUCCAGAACCUGUGGAGGAGGAGGAGCCUCUGUUCAGAGCGGUCCGUGUCGGGGAUGUUAGCAAAGUGAAAGCGCUGACGAUGGUCCAGGAAACAAACCUGAUGCUUCCAAGUAAACCGGGCUGGCUCGCCAUUCACCAGGCGGCAUGGUACGGGCAGGACAGCUGUCUGAGAGUACUGCUGUCAGCUCAGCCGGGGAUGAUCAACAAGCGGACCGAGCACGGGGAGACGGCUCUGAUGGUCGCUGUCAGCAAAGAACAGUUGCCAUGCGUUCAGGUGCUGCUGGAAAAGGGAUCUGAUACUAAUACCCCCAACUAUGACAAAGAGACUCCGCUCUACAAAGCCUGUGAGAGAAGCAGCGCCGCGAUAGUGGCGGCCUUGUUGAACCACGGUGCAGCCGUCAACACUCCCUGUAUUUGGAGUUUCACGGCCCUACACGAAGCUGCUACUCAAAACAACGCGGAGAUCUGUGAGAUGCUGCUGAAGGCUGGAGCCAAACACACUCUGGUCAAUGUGUACGGCCUCUCGCCGCUGUUUACCGCCUCGCAGAGCGGGCAGCUGGCCAUCCUGCGUCUCCUCCUCAAACACGGUAAGAGGAUGGGUUACCUUAUUGAUCUCUGCUGA
This is a messenger RNA of Notothenia coriiceps (black rockcod), 950 nucleotides long. Its product is annotated as ankyrin repeat and SOCS box protein 2-like. Gene Ontology annotation, molecular function: protein binding. Lineage: Eukaryota; Metazoa; Chordata; Actinopteri; Perciformes; Nototheniidae. The transcript is spliced from 5 exons. Bases 6 to 950 code for a protein of 314 amino acids. The record is from RefSeq and is a predicted model, not a curated record.